Messenger RNA from Cyprinus carpio (common carp), 1067 nucleotides. RefSeq names its product putative nuclease HARBI1. Lineage: Eukaryota; Metazoa; Chordata; Actinopteri; Cypriniformes; Cyprinidae. The transcript has a single exon. The record is from RefSeq and is a predicted model, not a curated record. Bases 17 to 1048 code for a protein of 343 amino acids.
CGAGAGAGGCACUGACAUGGCAGGUAUUGUCCAUCGCUAUCACCAUUUUGGUGGAAGAGGAUACCGUCAAAGGGUGUAUGUUGAGCAUGCACAAGCACUGGAGCAAUACACCACUGAAGAACUGUAUGCUCGCUUUCGCUUUGGGAAUGCUCCUAUUAAGUACAUUGCAGACCUUGUCAGGCCAAAACGUCAAUGGAGAACCCGAAGGAGUCACAGUCUGUCUGUGGAAAAACAGGUCCUCAUUGGUCUGCGUUUCUAUGCAUCUGGGACUUUCUACCAAGUAGUUGGUGACAAUAUAGGAGUGGACAAAUCAACUGUGAGUGAUGUAGUAAAAGCUGUGUCAAUUGCAUUGGCCGGCCUGGUCAAUCAGUUUGUUUCACUUCCAAAGGAUGUCCAGAUUGCCCAGACAAAGCACAAGUUUUUUCUUUUGGGGAACAUGUCCAAUACUAUUGGGGUUAUUGACUGCACUCAUGUGCAUAUCCAAGCACCUCAUGAGAGGGAUUGGGAGUACAUCAACCAAAAGAGGAACAACAUCAACAACAAACUUGUGGGGGAUGCUGACCUCAUCAUCACAAACUGUGUCGUGAAGUGGCCUGGGUCUGUUUAUGAUGCACGUAUCCUGAGAGAGAGUGCUUUAUACAGAGAGCUCCAAACCAACCGACUGGAUGGCAUAAUAUCAGGAGACGGUACCUAUCCACUCCUACCAUGGCUGAUGACUCCUUUUCUUGCAGCAACCACACCUGCGCAGGCAUGCUUCAACACUGCUCAUUGCAAAACAAGAUGUGCAAUUGAGCGUUUAAAAGGAGUUCUGAAGAGACGCUUUGCAUGCCUCAACUACUUGCGAGUGGAACCACAGGGAGCAUGCAACAUAAUACUAGCGUGUAUCGUCCUGCACAACAUCGCUACCAGGCGCAAUGUCCCUCUCUGUGAUGAUGUUUAUGAUGUACCUGAGCCUGUUGAAGAACCAGACCAACCUCUGGCAUUCUGUCAGAAUGAGGGACUGACUGGACGUAUAGUAAGGGUUGCAAUUGUUAGACAUUAUUUUUGACAGGGUCAUCUCUGAUGAU